This is a messenger RNA of Thermothelomyces thermophilus ATCC 42464, 2488 nucleotides long. RefSeq lists its product as uncharacterized. The coding region runs from base 232 to 2247 and encodes 671 amino acids. Gene Ontology annotation, biological process: DNA repair. Lineage: Eukaryota; Fungi; Ascomycota; Sordariomycetes; Sordariales; Chaetomiaceae. Gene Ontology annotation, molecular function: metal ion binding; DNA binding. The record is from RefSeq and is a predicted model, not a curated record. The transcript is spliced from 3 exons.
AUCCCGCGACCCGGGACCAUCGCAUCGCCUGGUAAUCCGGACAUCCGUAUCUCGGUUGCUUCAUCCAUUCCCGGCGACCGCCGCCAUCCGCCUUUGUGGAACCAUUCGGCCAAAGCCAUCAUGUGCAUGGGAUCAGCAGCGCGCAACAAGGAUUAGGGGGAUAUCCCUAGCGGCAUCAAGCGGAUUGCGGAUUCGUUUGCGGCCGCGCGCGAAUCCCGCGACGGCGACGCCAUGUCUGCCCGGAGACUCGGCGGCGGCAGGGUCCUGGGCAGCGGUAAAGGUCUCGCCCCUCCGCCUCCUGCUCACGCCCCGCGAGCCACGAGCCCGUUUGCACCGCCGUCCGAAAGCAGUACGGUGUCCCUCCGAUCUCGAAACUCGACGCCCGUCUCGCUCUCGCCCUCGUCUUCCAGUCCGCUUCCCGACUUUUCCCAGGACCUCGCCUCCAAUGUCACCGUUGGCGGGCCGUCCAACGGCGCCUCGGCCGGAAACAAGCUGGCGUGCCCAAUAUGCGAGGAGGAGAUGGUGACAUUGCUCCAACUGAACAGACACCUGGACGACGUGCACCAGGAAUUGCCCGAGGCAGAGCAAGACGAAGUCAAAUCGUGGUUUGAGAAGCAGGUCCUAAAGGCCAAGAGGUUUCAACCUCUGUCGCUCAUCAAUCAAAAGCUCCGAGGCUUGGACGUGUUCGAGUCGAACGAGACGCAGCCCAUCUCAGUGAGCGCCGGACCCGGCCGACCCGUCGAGACGGUAAUCGAUCCCGAGGAGUUGGUCACGAGGAAGCACUGGCAGCGGCCGACGGGACACGAUGUGUGUACCGACCCUCUAUGCGACCGCAGAUUGGGCCCCCUCAGCGGCAGCGUCAACUGUCGAAAGUGCGGCCGGCUGUUCUGUGAGAUGCACACCAUGUAUCAGAUGAAGCUGUCGCGGUCAGCCAACCACGAACCGGUCAGGGGUGUGUGGUGCCGGGUGUGCGAGACAUGCUACAAGUCGAGGGAGGGAUACAACGAUCAUACGGGCCUAUCGCGCGAUCACACGGCCGAUUUUACUGCCGUCCGGGCAAAGAAGGUGGAAAGACAGCGGCUGGAAGUGCAGAGGCUGGAGAAGCGGCUGACGAAGCUGACUCGGCUACUUGUCGAAGCUCCCCCAGAGACUGGCGUGAACUCGACCCUGCUGACCCCGUUGGGUGGACAAAGGAGUCAGAGGAAGAUGAUCGAGCAAUCGGUCGUGACCUGGGAGGACGACGCGGCCGUCCCCAGGUGCCCAUUCUGCAAGCAGGAGUUCAAGCCCUGGACGUUCAGGAGGCACCACUGCAGGAUAUGUGGCCGCGUCGUAUGUGCUGACCCACAAACGAAUUGUUCAAGCGAGGUUGGCUUGAACGUCGCAAACCCAAAUGCCAUAGCCACCACCGAGAAAGCGACUGCUGCCCCCGAAAAUGGGCAAGUCAGUAUCGACAUUCGGAUGUGCUGCGAGUGUAAACAUACAAUCUUCUCCCAUCGAGAUUUUCUCGAGUCCAUCAAACACCGCCCGCCCGACCAGCGUGCCUACGAAACCCUGCGCCAGUUUGAGCACGGUAUCCAAAUGCUGUUGCCCUCGUUUCACAAAGCGCUACAGGCGCUGCAGCCCCCUGACGAGAACCCAGAUCGACCGGACAAACCGCCGCCCACCCAUGCCCAGAUCCAGGAGGCGGCCAAGAUCCGUAAACGCCUCACUGACGCCUUUGCAAAGUACGACCUCGCUGCGAAGCGCAUCCGCAACAUGAAGACGGAUAGUCCAACGCAGCUCCGUCUCCAAAAGGCCAUCUACGCAUCCGCUUCGGCCUUUCUGCACGCCAAUCUGAUACCUCUCAAGAGUGUUCCCUCGAUGCUGAAAUCUCAGAGCUCCAGCCAACGCAGGCUUCUCUCGGGCGGGAAUGGGUCGUCGCACGCCAUUUCCUCUCCGCUGCGGAACGGCGAGUCGGCACGAUUCGACCCGGAAACGUCAAGCUUAGGCGGAGCGAGCGAAGUGAGCACGGCCGUCUCGGCGGCUUUAGAAACGGAGGAGAAGGAGGCGCGGGAGAGGCUGGUGGUGCUUGAAGAGCAGCGGUUCCUGGUUCAGGAAAUGCUGAACCAUGCGCGGGGGGCCAGGCGGUUUGAAGAAGCAGGCGCCCUGACGAGGAACCUCGAGGAGCUAGACAAAGAAAUUGAAGCUGCCAAGCGACUGGUGGCAGGGGUGGAGGAGAGAUGGGAGGGGCUCUAUGCGGGAACAUGAGCUACCUCGUCGGAACAGAAAACCUGUGCUUAUUAGGUUAAUUAAUUUGGUUAAGGAGAUGGGAUCAGCAUUGCAUGGAGUUUGGAGCACUACACGGAAGGGGAGGGGACUCCAAGGGUCUUAUGUAAUUCUAUAGUCGCUAGUGGUACAAGGCUUCUUCUUUAGCCGCCAGUAUGCAGUGAUUAAUCCGUAUCCGGAUACUCAUUGAGAUUAUCGAGAUCGCUUUCCAUAGCUGUUUUUG